Messenger RNA from Aspergillus neoniger CBS 115656, 1085 nucleotides. Its product is annotated as NAD(P)-dependent oxidoreductase. The transcript has 2 exons. The coding region runs from base 111 to 1034 and encodes 307 amino acids. The record is from RefSeq and is a predicted model, not a curated record. Lineage: Eukaryota; Fungi; Ascomycota; Eurotiomycetes; Eurotiales; Aspergillaceae. Gene Ontology annotation, molecular function: oxidoreductase activity, acting on the CH-OH group of donors, NAD or NADP as acceptor; NADP binding; NAD binding.
CAUCAUCAAAGCAACAAUUUCUCCAUCCUCCACUUGAGAUCACCAAGACAUCAACGUCUCUACCUUGAUCACUUCCCUCUAUUUCCUAUCACCUUCUCACAUCACACACAAUGGCACCUCAACUCGCCUGGCUGGGCCUCGGUAACAUGGGCCGCGGCAUGGCCAAAAACCUCGCCGCCAAAGGCUCCCUCAGCACCCCCCUAAUCAUCUACAACCGCAACAUCACCCGCGCCCAAGAAUUCCAAGCCGCGACUCCCAACACCAUUAUCGCCAACACCAUCUCCGAAGCCGUCACCAAGUCCGACAUCAUCUUCACCUGUGUCGGCGACGACGCUGCCAUCCAAUCCAUCAUCGACGCCAGCAUCGCCAGCGGCUCCCCCCUCACCGACAAGCUCUUCGUCGACUGCUCCACCGUCCACCCUGACACCACCACCUCCAUCUCCGAAAAGCUCCAAGCCAAGGGUGCCCACUUCGUCGCCAGUCCCGUCUUCGGCGCCCCGCCCAUGGCCGCCGCCGGCCAGGUCAUCCCCGUGCUGGCGGGUCCCCGCGCCGCCGUCGAGAAGGUCAAGCCCUACACAACGGGGGUUAUUGCCAAGGCGGUUGUGGAUUUCAGUGAUCAGCCCCCUGCUAAGGCGUCGCAGUUGAAGAUCCUCGGUAACACAUUUGUGUUGGGUAUGGUUGAGAGUAUUGCUGAGGGGUUGGUGGUUGCGGAUAAGUGUGGUCUGGGCACGGAUGCCUUGCACCAGUUCUUUGAGGCUGUGUUCCCCGGUCCUUAUGUUGCUUACUCCGCUAGGAUGAGGUCGGGUGAUUAUCAUGAGCGGAAGGAGCCGUUGUUUGCGGUUGAUUUGGCUCGGAAGGAUGCUCGUCAUGCGAUGGAUUUGGCGGGUAAGGUGGGCGCCAGGAUGAAGGGGGUGGAGUUGGCGGAUGACUACAUGGCGAAGGUGAAGGAGCAUAUGGGUGAGAGGGGUGAUGUGGCGGGUAUGUAUGGCGCUGUGCGCCAGGAGGCGGGUUUGAAGUUUGAGAAUGCUCAGUAGGUUGAUGCUGAGACAUCUGCUCUAUUCAGGCGCCUCUUACCUACCUGCCAG